This is a messenger RNA of Calliphora vicina (urban bluebottle blowfly), 2043 nucleotides long. RefSeq lists its product as uncharacterized. Bases 147 to 1877 code for a protein of 576 amino acids. The transcript has 5 exons. Lineage: Eukaryota; Metazoa; Arthropoda; Insecta; Diptera; Calliphoridae. The record is from RefSeq and is a predicted model, not a curated record.
AAGCGAAUUUUUUAUAUUUUUUUUUACAAUAAUUUUUUAUACUUUUUUUAUAAUUUUUUAUAAAAAGAAUAAUUAAAGAUUUUGGCUAAAUUUGGAAAAAUAUUUGGAUGCAAGAGACUUAAAAAAAUUGCAGAAAAAACACCAAAAUGAGAGUAAAAGAAAAACUGUUGUUAACACCAAAGCCCAUACGUCCACAACCGGUGCAGCAUCAUGGGUUUUUCGGCAAAGCUUUCCUAAAACAGCAUAUGAUGAUCGAUGAACGCUGGACACCAGAUUCAUUGACGCAAGAGUUUCAAAAGAUGGGAAUGCUGUUGAAAAAACACAAUCAUUUCAAUCGUUUGGAAAAGAAAGUAAAACAGAAACAGUCGGUUAAAACUUAUCACUCGCUGCAGAAACAAUGUCGAGAUGGUCGUUCACAUUUGAAACUUCUACAGGAUGGAGAUCCUCAAGAGGUUAGAAAUAUACUCAAGGAUCAUCGCCAUAUGCAGCGUUUGUACCAGAAAAUGCCCCUACACUUGGUAGUAGAUAAUAUCAAUCAACGUACAUUUGUAAUGCGCAAAGAACGUGAUCGUUUGGAAAGUCGCUUGGAGAAAUUAAAAAAUAUCUAUGACCAGAAAUUACUGGAACGAGGCAGUGUAGAGAAUCACAUAACUUAUGAAAAUGAAUUUAAGUUGGAGGAGGAGUCCAUGAGCUACGAAUUGGAGCGUAAGUUGGGUAAUUCAGAAAUGCGUUUGAAAGCUGUGAUGGCCAUAAAUUCCACUUACAAAAGAAUUAUACAAAUACUGCGCCACGAUGAAAUAUUCUAUGAACCCAUAUUACAUUCUCUGGAUAGCGAUAUUAAGGAUCAGUCAGAAUUCAUAAAACAUAUUCUGCAUUUGGGUUCUCCCGCUCUAGCGCGCUUCAAGGAAUUGGGUGAUCAAUAUAGACUUAUGGAUGACAAAGCUCGUAAAAGUAGUCGUAUGAGUAUACAGCAGUGUUCAAAUUUCCGUAAAAUCAGCUCUAAAAUCUAUCAGAGAGAACAUAAACAACAUCAGGAUAUUGCCUACAGGGUAAGACGUUAUGUAAGGGAGACGAGAAGUAUGCUUGAUUUGAAGGCUAAAUUUGAAGAAAUUGAAGAGGUUAUUAAGAAAAUAAAAAUUGCCACAUUAUGUUCGCAGGAGAAAGAUAUUUAUCCGAGAAUUAAAUAUCAGAUGAAAAACAAUUUAAAGUUGAAUUCAAAAAUAGAGAACGAUAUAUUGGGUCAUGAGGUAUUGGAAACCAAAAUGAAAUGUGCCUCAGUACUGCAAGGGGUUUUGAUUAACAAUUUAGCCGAAGAUGGAAUCGCGCGUUUGGAAAAGAUCAAAGAACUUAAGGAAGCCAUCAGAAUGGAGGAUGAAUUUCAAGAGAAAACCUUGGCCCACAUUAAAAGUCAUUCAGAUUGUUUUGUGCUGUUGCGUUAUUCUCUGUGGAAUCUGCAUGAUAUCAUGAGACAUGUGGGUCCCAGAAGAAUACCAAAACUUAAAUAUCCCGUAGAUUAUCUGAAAUUACCACUGCUAAAAUAUGAAAUGUUAACAACAAAAGUGUUUGCUCCGGAUCCUUUCGAAGAGAAUGUAUCCCAAUUGUUCAAUAUAGUGAAAUCGAAACUUAAGCUUUUAUUGAAUGCCUUUGGCAGCGAUUUGUCACGCAACUCGAUUAGUAUUCUUAAGAAUUCGUAUUGCAGUGAAAUGUUAAAUUACAGGGACAAUGACUCACAAGAUAUUCAAGAUUCGCGUUUUAAAAUAAACAAUGAAAUAGAUUUGAUCGAGGAAGUGAAAUCUUAUCAGAAAAUCUUAAAUCGUCGACAAAUCAAAUUGGCCAGUGCUCGUUUGGUUGAGGAUUGUGUAAAAAAGGAUGAGUGAGUUUUUAAAUAGGUAGUGUAUAAAGGAAAUACAUAUUCUUUUUGUAUUUUAUUUAAAUUCUGUCUCAUUUAAUAUAUUUACUUGUCUUUAAAUACUAAAAGUAUUUAGAACAUAUUUACCAGUUUUAAUUUAAGUCUUGUGUAAAUUUCAAUUAAUAAAUUUAAUG